Molecule: messenger RNA, 1737 nt
Organism: Quercus robur (English oak)
Lineage: Eukaryota; Viridiplantae; Streptophyta; Magnoliopsida; Fagales; Fagaceae
Product: WD-40 repeat-containing protein MSI1
Exons: 6
Coding region: 250-1521 (423 amino acids)
Biological process (GO): regulation of gene expression
Cellular component (GO): nucleus
Molecular function (GO): histone binding
Source: RefSeq, a predicted model, not a curated record
AAGUUAGAAACUUAGAAUUAAAAUCUCUCACUCCGGAUACUACUACUAAUACUCAAAGCUCUAGGGUUUCUCUCACUCCAUUUCCUUCUCCCCGCUCAAUCUUUGGCGGGAACCCUCCUCACCUAAAAACAAAAAAAAAAAACCCAAAACCCCCAAAUCUCCUCUUCAUAAAAACAAAAAACAAGAGACAAUUCACAAUUCCAACACAAAAAACUCAGAGAGAGAGAGAGGGAAAGAGAGAAGAAGAAAAUGGGGAAAGACGAAGAGGAGAUGAGGGGAGAGAUAGAGGAGAGGCUGAUAAACGAGGAGUACAAGAUCUGGAAAAAGAACACGCCUUUUCUCUACGAUCUGGUCAUCACGCACGCCUUGGAGUGGCCUUCCCUUACCGUCGAGUGGUUGCCUGACCGCGAGGAACCGCCCGGGAAGGACUAUUCCGUCCAGAAGAUGAUUCUCGGCACUCAUACUUCCGAGAAUGAGCCCAAUUACCUCAUGCUUGCUCAGCUCCAGCUCCCGUUAGACGACGCCGAGAACGACGCCCGCCAUUACGACGAUGACCGCUCUGAUUUCGGCGGUUUUGGCUGCGCUAAUGGGAAGGUGCAAAUAAUUCAGCAAAUAAAUCAUGAUGGGGAGGUUAAUCGUGCACGAUAUAUGCCUCAAAACCCAUUUAUUAUUGCUACUAAGACAGUUAGUGCAGAAGUUUAUGUUUUUGAUUAUAGCAAACACCCAUCUAAGCCUCCGCUAGAUGGUGCAUGCAGUCCCGACUUAAGAUUGAGAGGCCAUAACACUGAAGGAUAUGGUUUGUCGUGGAGUAAGUUCAAGCAGGGUCAUUUACUGAGUGGCUCUGAUGAUGCUCAGAUAUGCUUGUGGGAUAUUAAUGCAAAUCCUAAGAACAAGACCCUUGAUGCCACACAAAUUUUUAAGGUUCAUGAAGGUGUUGUAGAAGAUGUAGCAUGGCAUCUGAGGCAUGAAUACUUAUUUGGCUCUGUUGGCGAUGAUCAGCACCUGCUUAUAUGGGAUCUUCGGACUCCAUCAGUGAGCAAGCCUGUCCAAUCUGUUAUUGCUCAUCAAAGUGAGGUAAACUGCCUAGCUUUCAAUCCCUUUAAUGAAUGGGUUGUUGCAACGGGGUCUACUGAUAAAACUGUUAAGUUGUUUGAUCUUCGCAAGAUUACCACUGCACUUCACACCUUUGACUGUCACAAGGAGGAGGUUUUCCAAGUUGGCUGGAAUCCAAAGAAUGAGACCAUAUUAGCAUCUUGUUGUCUUGGUAGGAGACUUAUGGUGUGGGAUCUUAGCAGGAUUGAUGAAGAGCAAACACCAGAGGAUGCUGAAGAUGGACCGCCAGAGUUGCUUUUUAUUCAUGGCGGUCACACGAGUAAAAUAUCUGAUUUUUCGUGGAACCCAUGUGAAGAUUGGGUUGUUGCUAGUGUAGCUGAAGACAACAUACUUCAAAUCUGGCAAAUGGCAGAGAACAUCUAUCAUGAUGAAGAUGAUUUACCAGAAGAAUCCACAAAGGCUGCUUAGUGUAAUUUCCUAGUAUUGACUUAAGACAAGUAGCCUGAAAAAGAAAUAGGAAAGGAGCAACUAGGUAUUUUCCUUAUUUAUUUGUUAUUGGUUUCCCGUGUCUCUCCUUGUAGUCUAUCUGUGAGAUUUUGUGUUUUAGUUCUCUGUUAAACUGAACUGUCCAUGUAUCAUCCGUGCAUAGUUCUCCUAAUUAUUUGCCAGACUCAGCUUCGUUUA